CACUUUCAUUUGUGUGUUUUGGUUUUUGUUUAUUCUAUGGUUCGGUAGUUGAUUGAAACAGAAAAGAAAGGUUUCUUUUAAUUAAUUUUCCUGAUGUAAGCUAUUUUAGGAUAGAAUCUGUCAUUAAUUAUGUUGUCUUCAUUCGUGUCUUCACUUUGUAAAGUUCACAAGGACUCAUUUUUACUCUUACGAUUAGUAAAACUAAAUAUUAGAAAUGUUACAAACGAUUCUACCAAAUUGUCAAAUACUGCAACAGCAGCAAAAAACGAUAUUAUAUCUGUGUUCGGAAACUCAUAUAAAGGAGAUGAAUUUACAAACGUUACUUCUCAUAUUCUUUCGUUUCUUUCAAAAGACUUGCAUCAUAUUAAAAACCAUCCUUUGCAUUUAAUCAAACAGAGAAUAAUUCGUUAUAUGUACGGAAAUUACGUAAAUUGGAGAGGUACUCCACUUUUCUCAGUUUACGAUCGUCUGCUUCCAGUUGUCACCAUAGAACAGAAUUUUGACUCAUUGUUAGUUCCUCCAGGACAUCCAAGUAGAAGUAAAAGUGAUUCGUAUUAUUUAAAUUCUAAUUUUCUUUUGCGACCUCAUACGUCUGCUCACCAGCAUGAGUUAAUAAAAUCAGGACUAGAUCAUUUUUUAGUUAUCGGAGAUGUUUAUAGAAGAGAUGAAAUUGACUCAAAACAUUACCCUGUUUUUCAUCAAUGUGAAGGUGUUCGCCUGUUAUCAUCUCAUGAGGUAUUCAAUAAAGUGCCUGGUGGUGAACAAUUAAAGAUAUUUGAAAAUGUUUCUAGAGAUUCUAUUAAACAAGGGUGUCAUACUUUGGAAGCUGUUAAAGUAAUGGAAAAAGACCUGAAGGACUGUUUAUCUGGCUUAGUAAAAAAAUUCUUUGGGAAAGAUAUUGAGUAUAAAUGGACGGAGUCGUAUUUCCCUUUUACACAUCCUUCCUGGGAACUUGAAAUAUUACAUGAUGGGGAAUGGCUGGAAAUUCUUGGCUGCGGAAUAAUGGAACAAGAAAUUCUGAACAAAGCCGGUGCAACAGAAAAAAUUGGAUGGGCAUUUGGAAUCGGUCUGGAAAGAUUGGCCAUGAGACUGUAUGACAUACCAGAUGUCAGACUUUUCUGGAGUCAAGAUUCUGGAUUUUUAUCACAAUUUGACGUGAAAGAGAUAGAUACUCCUAUUCAGUACAAAGAAGUCAGCAAAUACCCCCAAUGCACCAAUGACAUAUCAUUUUGGGUACCUAAAGACUAUCACCCGAAUGACUUUUAUGACAUUGCGAGGAGCGUCGGAGGAGAAAUUAUUGAACAAGUCUACAAAGUGGAUGAGUUCUUCCACCCCAAACACAAGAGGCAGAGUUUCUGCUACCGCAUUGUAUACAGACACAUGGAACGCACACUUACGCAGAAAGAAGUGAAUGCAAUUCACAAAGAAAUUGAAGUUGCCGCUGUAAAAUUAUUGAAAGUAGAAAUAAGGUGAAAUAUUUGUAACGACUGAUGUUUAGGUUUAAUAAAAGUGUGUUUUAAUAUUGUU
This is a messenger RNA of Parasteatoda tepidariorum (common house spider), 1527 nucleotides long. RefSeq names its product Phenylalanyl-tRNA synthetase, mitochondrial (gene PheRS-m). The record is from RefSeq and is a predicted model, not a curated record. Lineage: Eukaryota; Metazoa; Arthropoda; Arachnida; Araneae; Theridiidae. Gene Ontology annotation, biological process: phenylalanyl-tRNA aminoacylation. Gene Ontology annotation, cellular component: cytoplasm; mitochondrion. Gene Ontology annotation, molecular function: phenylalanine-tRNA ligase activity; tRNA binding; ATP binding.